AUGUCUGAGAAGAAGAAAUCAGAGAGAACCAGUACUGCUAACCCCGAGGAUAGUUUAAGUUCUGGCCAUGAUGAAGAUGAAGAACAGGAGGACGUUACAGUGACUGACAAGUUCAAGAAAAAGAAAAAUGUUGACGACUGGCUUCUACUUCUUGGUGUAAACCCAUCUGCAGAUACGAAAGACUCAGAUGACGAGCAACCUCCUCGUAAAAAGCUCGCAGGCCGGCCUGGAAAUAUGUCACUACCUCCUCGAGAAAUUCGAAUCAAACAGGCGCUGCAUCUUCCUCAGGCGAUGGAUCUUUCUUCAGCCCCGCGUUGCAGGAAUCCAGGCUAUUUGGAAAUGGUUUACAAAUACGUGAGGAAAACCCAGCAGCAAUCAUGGGAUGCAGCUGCGAUGCAGAGAGCUAUUGAAGCUGUUAAAAAUGAUGGAAUGGCGUAUUCAACUGCUGCAAAAAUUUUCUCUGUUCCUAGAAACACUCUAAAGAGGAGGGUCCUUGAUAAGAAUGUCGAUGCAAAAAGCAACAAAAAGGUACUAGGAAAAUACCGACCUGUGUUCACAGAAGAACAAGAAGCAGAAUUGGUGCGACACGUAUUAGAUCUAGAGGUCCGAUUCUUUGGAGUCACCAUUUUAGAUUUGCGGUCAUUAGCGUACAACCUAGCUGUACAAAAUGGCAUUCCAAACAAUUUUAACCGUGAAAAAAAAUUGGCUGGCUUAGACUGGGUUGCUGGAUUCAGAGAUCGGCACCCCGAAAUUAGUUUAAGGAAACCAGAGCAGACUUCUGCAGCAAGGGCUCAGGCAUUUAAUAAACAUAAUGUGACAAGGUUUUUUAAUAUCCUUAAGGAUGUUCAAGAGAAGCAAUUCCACCCUGCGCACAGGGUUUUCAAUGUUGACGAAACAGGUCUCAUGACUGUUCAGUCUAAGAGCUCCAAGAUUCUUGCUCUUAAGGGUAGGCGUCAAGUUGGUACAUUGACAUCGGCUGAAAGAGGUCAGCUAUCAACCUUUGUUGUGUGUAUGUCAGCUGGAGGGUACUUUAUUCCGCCAUUCGUGAUUUUUCCAAGACUUAGGAUGAAAGCAGAACUUCAAGAUGGUGCUCCACCAGGAACUAUGGUUGUCUGUCACCCAUCUGGAUGGAUGCAAAGCGAGAUUUUUCUUCAGUGGUUUGAGCAUUUUCUGACUCAUGCCAAACCGUCAGCUUCCGACCCAGUCUUGUUAAUCUUAGACGGUCAUUCAACCCAUGCAAAGAACCUGGCAUUUAUUGAAAAGGCAAGGGAGAGCCAUACAACCGUUGUUUGUUUACCGCCACAUUGUACGCACAAAAUGCAGCCUUUAGAUGUCUCGUUUAUGGGUCCGUUCAAUACAUUCUAUGUUCAAGCUAUUGAAAAAUUUCUAAAAAACAAUCCUGGAAGGGUUGUGACCCAGUUUCAAGUGGGCCGACUUCUUGGAGAAGCUUUUUUAAAGGCAGCAACUCCAGCCACAGCUAUAAACGGAUUUCGCAAGUGUGGCAUUGUGCCACUAAACCAAGAUGUUUUCACAGAAGCUGAUUACGUUGCUGCCGAAUGCACCGAUGUGCUUCCUCAACAGUUCAGACCUGUUCAACAAGAGCGUGAAACAUGUCAAACUGAAGACCCCGUACUUGAAUCACCUCAAGAAGGUAUAUGCCUACCGUUUGAAGAUCAAGAAGUUCAAUCUGAACCUGGAGAAGAAAUCCUACUGCAACCAAGACCAACUUCCAAGCCACAACAAGGUCCUCCUUCCAGUUCAAAACCUGGGCCUUCUUCCAGUCCACAACCUGAGCCUUCUUCCAGUCCACAACCUGGGCCUUCUUCCAGUUCACAACCUGGGCCUUCUUCCAGCUCACUAAUAGGACCUUCCUUUGCUGUAAGUCCAAAGGAUAUAAUUCCUUUACCUAAAACAAAAGCUGUUAAGAAGACAAACAGGAAAAAAGGAACCGCUGCUGUAUUGACCUCAAGCCCAUAUAAAUUGGAGUUAGAACAAGCAAAAAAGGAAAAAGAAGAAAAAGAAAGGGAAAAGGAGAUGAGAAGGACUUUGAAGACACAAAAGAAAAGGGAGAAAGAAGAAAAAGGAAAGGUUUCGUCCAAAAGAAAAUCCACAGUCGCAGUAUCAAGCAAAUCAGAACAGGGAAAUAAAAAAAGGAAGUGUGGAGUAAAAGUGAAACGUCAACUACAAUUUGAAGAAAACUCUGACAGUGAUGUAAGUGACGCUGAUUGUCUCUACUGCAGUGAACUGUAUUCCUGUUCAAAGGAUUGUGAAGGAUGGGUAAGAUGCUCUGAAUGCCACCGCUGGGCCCACGAAGCUUGUGCAGGUUGUGAGGAGGAGGACGACGGCUUCUUGUGCGAACAUUGCCAUUAA
This is a messenger RNA of Homalodisca vitripennis (glassy-winged sharpshooter), 2370 nucleotides long. RefSeq lists its product as uncharacterized. Gene Ontology annotation, molecular function: DNA binding. The record is from RefSeq and is a predicted model, not a curated record. The transcript is spliced from 3 exons. Lineage: Eukaryota; Metazoa; Arthropoda; Insecta; Hemiptera; Cicadellidae. Gene Ontology annotation, cellular component: nucleus. Bases 1 to 2370 code for a protein of 789 amino acids.